CUGAGCCAGUAGCAUCUCCGCACGCGGCUCGACACAUGUGUGACCUUUGGCUAUCCUUCUAAGUCAAAUAUUACGCCUUAAAGGCUGGCAUAAUAUACUGUGUUUGUAAUGGCAAAGUUCAAUAUGGUACAAAAGAAAAGAACUCAAAAUGGUAUGCAUUCUCAUCAGGCAAAGACAGAGGCAAACCAGUUCAAAAAAGUAAAAUUCAAAGGGGAAUAUACUCAAAAUGGGAACCAAACAAACGGUGUGGAUAUGAAGUCGUCAGAUUCCACGAGACGAACAAAGGAGGUGGAUUUAAGUCCCGAAAAGCCUAGUGAAACUUCUAAUGGUAAUGAUAAAACACAGAAUGGAGAAACUGGGAAUCACAGUAAAGAGAAGAAAGCCAAUAAAAAGAAAUGCAAGUGGAGGGAGAACUUGAAGAAGAAGAAAAUGAGAGCCAACGGCAGCAUUCCAGUCGCAGACGCUCCAGCAAAGAGGGCACUUGAGGAGGGUCAUGAAGCCUCAGGUCCUAUGAAGCGAAGGAGAGAGGAGGACGGAACUCAGAAUGGUUCCGCAGCUGAGAGCAGUGCAAGCAGUCCUAAAGAACCUGCCAAAAAGGGCAAACAGUUCUCAUCAAAUUGGAUGCAGUUAAAAACAAUUUUAGAGAAACAGCACAAGGCCUCAAAUCCACACGGCAUUUCUAGAGAAAAGAAAGGCCACAAACAAAAGAAAGGUGCUGCCGGGGACGCUAAGAGGAGAGAACUCAAGGAAAAGCCGGACAUUUGGUUUGAUAAUGUGGACCCCUUGCUGCUUGAGACGGAGAACGAAAAUAACAAUUUCAUAGACGGAGGCAGAAGCAAGCACAAGGAUGACCGUCCGCUGGAGAAUGGUCAAGCUGCCGCCCUUGCGAAGAAAUCACAUGAGGAGUUGACUCAAGUUAUUGCCAUGGAUUGUGAAAUGGUUGGGGUAGGGAUGGAUGGCAAAGAAUCCAUCCUAGCAAGAGUUUCCAUUGUGAAUCACAGUGGGAAAGUGCUCUAUGAUAAAUUUGUCAAGCCAUUAGAAAGAGUUGUUGACUACAGGACACAGGUCUCGGGGAUUCGCCGUCGUGAUUUAGAGAAAGGUGAGGACUUCAAAACGGUUCAAAAAGAAGUGGCAGAUUUACUCAAAGGAAAAGUCCUAGUAGGCCAUGCUCUGAAAAAUGACCUUAAAGUCCUCUUCUUGUCUCAUCCUCGUACUCGCAUCAGGGAUACCGCAAAAUACAAAGGCUUCCGGAACUUGUUCAAAGGUACAACUCCAUCCCUGAAAAACUUGACGGAAAAAUUGAUCGGUGUCAAGAUCCAGCAUGGAGAACAUAGCUCGGUCCAGGACGCCCAGGCUGCCAUGCGACUGUACACAGCUUUCCGCCGGGAAUGGGAGAACAGCAAGAAGCAGUUUAACAAAAAGAAAACUGCUUCUGUAAAAGAGCAAUCUAAGGACAAGAAAUUGGAAACGGAUGCAGAAGUGGAUGUAGAUGCAGAGUAGACAGACCACCAUCUGUUAAUAUCAAUUUCCAUUAUGAUUUCAGAAUAAACUAUAUCUAUA
Messenger RNA from Penaeus chinensis, 1560 nucleotides. Its product is annotated as RNA exonuclease 4-like. Gene Ontology annotation, biological process: rRNA processing. The record is from RefSeq and is a predicted model, not a curated record. The transcript has 7 exons. Gene Ontology annotation, molecular function: 3'-5' exonuclease activity; nucleic acid binding. The coding region runs from base 109 to 1500 and encodes 463 amino acids. Gene Ontology annotation, cellular component: nucleus. Lineage: Eukaryota; Metazoa; Arthropoda; Malacostraca; Decapoda; Penaeidae.